AUGGGCAAAUCCCAGUCCAAGCUCUCCCAGGAGCAGCUAGCUGAACUGCAGAAGUCCACCCAUUUCGACAAGAAGGAGUUGCAGCAAUGGUACAAGGGCUUCCUCAAGGAUUGUCCCUCGGGCAUGCUCACCAAAGAAGAGUUCCAGAAGAUAUAUAGGCAAUUCUUCCCCUUCGGUGAUCCAAGUUCAUUUGCAGAUUAUGUCUUCAACGUCUUCGACAGCGACAAGUCGGGUAGUAUCGACUUCAAGGAGUUUAUCUGCGCCCUCAGUGUUACCAGCCGAGGCAAGAUGGAGGACAAACUCGACUGGGCUUUCCAGCUGUACGACAUUGAUGGGGACGGAAAGAUCAGCUACGAUGAGAUGCUCAAGAUCGUCGAGGCAAUCUACAAGAUGGUCGGCUCCAUGGUUAAGCUCCCUGAAGACGAAGACACCCCCGAGAAGCGCGUACGGAAAAUCUUCCGCAUGAUGGACAAGGACGAGAACGGCAGCCUGGACAUGGAAGAGUUCAAGGAGGGAAGCAAACGUGACGAGACGAUUGUGUCGGCACUGUCUCUCUACGACGGCCUGGUGUAG
This is a messenger RNA of Colletotrichum abscissum, 573 nucleotides long. RefSeq names its product calcium-binding protein NCS-1. Gene Ontology annotation, molecular function: calcium ion binding. Gene Ontology annotation, cellular component: membrane; cytosol; intracellular membrane-bounded organelle. Bases 1 to 573 code for a protein of 190 amino acids. The record is from RefSeq and is a predicted model, not a curated record. The transcript has 4 exons. NCBI's taxonomy places the organism in Eukaryota, Fungi, Ascomycota, Sordariomycetes, Glomerellales, Glomerellaceae.